Molecule: messenger RNA, 2402 nt
Organism: Dermacentor silvarum
Lineage: Eukaryota; Metazoa; Arthropoda; Arachnida; Ixodida; Ixodidae
Exons: 4
Coding region: 992-2092 (366 amino acids)
Source: RefSeq, a predicted model, not a curated record
AAAUCGAAACCGCGGCAGUGCUCGUGAUUCACAUCGGAAGUCUCUGCUCUUCUGUGCACGGCAGGCCGGACGAGCGUGUGAGCGUUCGUCCGGAAAAUGGAGAAACUUUAGUACGCGGCGCUCGAACCUUAUCCUUCACUGCCAUGGGAACGGGCGGAGGGCUGACAAUGCGAGGCGAGCUCCGAGGGAAGGCUCGGGCAAAGAAAGCUUCCCUCGGCUCGUGUACACAGACCGCACCUGGAACGUUCCGAAGCCGACUAAACACUCUGGCGCGUCAGUUUCUCUAAAAAAAAAGGAAAAUAAGGCGGAGAAAAAAAAUGGAAGCAAGGUACGGCCGAGGAGAUGCACGCGGAAAGGUGAGGUUGCGGAGUCCGCAUAUAACGGCGUUGCACAAGACAGCGGAAACUUAUCCCGCUCCUUCUUUCUCUUGGCGCGGCGGCGGCGGCGUCAAAGCAGAGGCGUCUUGGCGCGAUUUAUACACAUCGGUGGAACCGGGCAGUAGGCAAACGCGCUGUGUAUUCCCGACUGUGCGUACACUCUGCGCUGGGAACUAGCGUCUACUGGGGAAAAAAAAAGAAGGCGCGAAAGAACGAGACCAACAACGAAAAGCGAGUUGCGCCAUUAUCUCGCAUUGUGGACGAAAAGUCAAGCAUGAGAGGAGCACUGAAGUGGCGGCGGCGGCCCUACUGAUAGCGUGAAUACGGCAGGCCGGCAGCGCGAGCGCCGUCGAGUACGCGCAGACAAGGUGUUGGCCCGUCGUGUGAGGCUGCAUGUAUAUACUACACGCUUCGAGACGUCAUCGCACGGUUGCCAACCGUCGCGCUCGGCGUCGCUGCAACGGUCAUUUGAAUAUCGGAGCGUGUUGGUGUGAUGUUCGCCAGCGUUGCGGUUGCGCCGCUGUCGCUAUAUCGUGCGUCUAGAUUGAUCAGAGUGCCCCCUGCCGCGGUAUAGUUCCGUGCGUGUGUGUGUGUGCUCUGUCCAGACGGAAGUAAUGCAGAGAAAAUGGAUUUCGGAAGGUAUUACAAAAGAUGCCGAUCUCGAUGACUGCGUUGGAGCGGCCUCGCCUGCCUUCGAGAGGCCCGCGUUUCAAAGGCAGACGUCCGAGGUCAUCUCCACCAUCGAUGAACCAACGGAGAACAUCAAUCUUAGCUGGAACGCGCCUGAGUUCUACAAGAGGUUGAAGCGCUUUCGACGGACUCAACUUGAAUAUGACACUUGGAACCCGAACCGCUGGGCCAGCUGUCCCGAGGUGGUCAAUCCGUCGCCGCAGGCACUGAGCACGCCGAAUCCCAGCGUGCGCUUCUACGUCGGCACGAGCCCUUCGGGUCAGAGCAUCAGCGAUGAGGACGAGGAGGAACGAUACAAGACGUACCUCUACUACCUGCUAAGCACCACACGCAGCGCGAGCUCGGAAAUCCGCUUCCUGGACCUCUUCCAGGAGGCGCAGGACAACAUCCGCGCCCUUCCUCGGCAAGAGAGCAACUCGACGUUAGACGUGAUACUCUCCUCUCGGCAACAGCUGUCCUACUCCCCUUCGCACUCAUCUGGCGUGGGCCAGCGGGCCUCUUGGUCUUCUGGUGGUGGUGACGAGUGCUUCAACCGGAAGCGGUUGGUGCUUUACGCCCAAGAAGAGACCGGGUCCGGGGAGGUGCUGCCUUUUGGACACCAACACCACGCCUACUCUCAGCCCGUCAGCCACGAAGGAUCACGUGUGAGCGUGGCCACAAUCAGCGCGUCUGUGAGCGAGAAGGUGACGCGGCCGAGGAGGCUGUGCAACGAUGCUCGCGACACCCACAAUGGCGCCGUGUGGUGCCGCGCGUACGACAAUCCGUGCUUCGACGCAACGGGAAGUCCAAAGUCUUCGUUCCAGAACAGCGCUCCUGCAACUGUUUGCACCAGUGUUAGCAAUGGUGAAACCCGCGUGGUGGCGCAACAGCCGUCACCCGUGCCGCCUUCCGAUACGCUGUUUCAUCCGGACCGAAAGUGCAGUGUGUUCGACGUGCGAAGGCUGAACGCCAUUCUCCGUUACAUGUUCUGCUGCGACUGUUGCGUGUGGGAUGCGGGCCAGGCGCGUCGCCCGACGGAGUCGUAGUGGUCGGCCACAGCAGCAUGCGUUACGUACUUUGCAUGUGUUUGUGAUGUGAUAAUUCCGCGCGUUCUAAAGGUACGAACUGCCUCGCCAUAAGGCUGGAUGUGGAGUGAACGAAUGUUUACACCACAUUAUUUGCCUUUUAUUAGACGUAGAAAUCGAACAGAUCUUGUCAACAUGUCAGCCAAGGACUUUUCCAAAGAAGAUUUGUACAGUGAGAAAGUUUUUAGCGGUUAUUUAGAAUGUUUAAUAUUCACAUAAAACGAGGCACCAAGUGCCUUUUAUUUUGCAUACGUGUCCACGAAAGAACAAC